AUGGCCGCCAACCAGAGCUCAGAGUGGAGGACCGUGUGCGAGAAAUUUCGCCUGGCUCAGGAGCUCUCCGAUGUAGAGUCGAGAAAAGACCCUGAGAACAACCCAUUCCGGUCAAAAUACAAAGCUAGAGAUCUGUUGAAGGAAAUCCAUUGUUCAUUGAAAAAAAUUCAAAUCGAGGAGGAGGGCGAGGCUGACAACGAAGCAGACAGUGAGUCCAGGCAGACGGUGGAUAAAGAACCGGAGAAUGAAUGCGGGAAGUCGUGUUCCGGAGACUCUCCCGCCGGUCUGAGAGAGGCCAGGCUCGCGGUGGUGCAGUACUAUCUCGGCGUGAACCACAUAGAGACCGAGGAGCUGUCAGCUGGAGAGCAGCAUCUGAUGACCUGCAUGAAACUCAUCGACAAGUGCACAACAACACGGGAGAACGUCUCGCUGUUCAUUCAGGCCCGAAAUCAGCUCGGCAUUUUGUGGGCGGGAAGAGAUGAGGUCGAAAAAGCACAAGGAUUUCUGGAAAUCGCCGAAUCUAUGUAUUUGCUCUACAUGAGAGAGGAUGGUCAACCACCACUGGAUCUUCAAGACUUUUUUGUGGUAGAAGGAGAAGAAUUAUCCCAGCAAGAGAAGAUAAGAAGGUUUGAAAUGGCAUAUACGCACACACUGUAUUAUCUGGCUCAAGUGUAUAAGAAUCUGCAGCAGUAUGAGAGAGCUGGACAGUACUGUCACAGUACACUACAGAGACAGCUGGAGUACAAGCAGUUUGUGCCACUCGAGUGGGCCAUUAAUGCAGCCACACUGUCACAGUACUACAUCACCAAGACACGGUACAUGGAGGCUCGUCACUGUUUGGCUGCGGCUAGUGUAAUUGCUACUCUUGCAGGAGAAAUCCCUUCAGAAGCAGCUGCCAAAGAAAGUGAUGCUGAAUGUGAAAAACGUGAAGAGCUCCUGCAGAAGCGAGCCGAAAUUGCUAGAUGCUGGAUUAAAUAUUGCCUUAAUCUGAUGCAAGAUGCUAAAAAACUUCUUGAGGAUAAUAUCGGAGAACUAGACUUAGAUCGGCAGGAAGAACUGAAGAGGGCACGUCGGAAUGAAGAGGAAGAAAAAGAGAAGGGAAGAAAAAGCGCCAUCCUUUUUGGUUCAAGCGAUACCUUUGACUCCAUUUGCAGCCUGGAAGAGAGAGUAAGCAGCAUGCUUCCACUAGACUUUGAAGAAGCCCGUAGCAUCUUUCUGGUGGGUCAAAGCUACGUAGCCCAGGCCAAAGAGUAUUUCGCAAUAGAUGGGCACGUGACCGAUCACAUUGAGAUCUUGCAGGACCAUAGCGCUCUCUUCAAGGUCCUGGCCUUCUUUGAACAGGAUCUGGAACGCCGCUGCAAGAUGCACAAACGUCGCGUCGACAUGCUGGAGCCAAUCUGCAAGGAUUUGAAUGCUCAAUAUUAUUUGCUAAUCUGCCGACAGCUGCAGUUUGAACUUGCAGAAACCUAUUAUGAGAUGAUGGACCUGAAGUUGUCUGUAGCCGACAAGCAGGAUCAGCCCGAUGUGCACACCAUAAAGAAGUUUAACCACUUGUGUUCCUCCUCUAUGAAGUAUUAUCAGAUGUUCCUCGACUCCAUCCGUUCACCAGAGGGAAAGUUUCCUGAAAAGCUCGAGGAUGACCUGCUUAGGCCGGCGCUGGUGGCCAGAUUCCGUGUUGCCAGAUUACAGUCCAAGCUUAUUUCCAGUAACCCAGCCACCCAAAUGGAGAAUCUCAGCCACUCACUGGAGUCAUACAACUUUGUUGUGCAGUACUGUGAGGAGAACCCAGAAGCCAAGACGGCUGUUGAAACCGAGCUAGAGUUGAGCAUUGAGAUGGUCUCCCUGCUUCCUCUGAAGAUAAACAGAAUUAGAUCCAAUAUUGCCUCCUGCAACUAACGGGCUGUUGAAAACAUAAAUAAGAACACCUGACAAAUAUACACUACACCUUGUUCCUUGCCAGACCUAGAUAUAUCAAAUGAGCUUUAGGACCACAGUGUAAGAAACUCCUUCAACUGUAGAACCAUUUAUCACAAACUCUUGUGGACCGAUGUAACUGCAUGAUUUACAGUCACUAAUUUAUUUUCAGUGUGCAAUGUACAGUUGUAUUUAAUGCAGUAAAAUGUUUGUUUCAAAUUUUAUGACUGGUAUGUUUAGCAGGCCCAAGAUUUAACAUAUAACUGUAAUAACAUUAAAGCAUUUUAUGUCAAUAAACAUAAAAAAAAGCAUAAAUGCCAUUA
Onychostoma macrolepis is the source of this 2237-nucleotide messenger RNA. RefSeq names its product kinesin family binding protein (gene kifbp). The transcript is spliced from 7 exons. The coding region runs from base 1 to 1896 and encodes 631 amino acids. Lineage: Eukaryota; Metazoa; Chordata; Actinopteri; Cypriniformes; Cyprinidae. The record is from RefSeq and is a predicted model, not a curated record. Gene Ontology annotation, molecular function: protein binding.